GGACCUUGAUGUCCACAUGACAGAUCGAAUUUGUUCCCAAGUUUGAUCGUAUGUGACGUCAUGAGAAAAGCACCCCGGAUCCUGGCACCCACGUACGAAAACUUCCGGGUUCAGAGGUGAUAAAAUGAACAAGAUAGUACUGUUGUUUCUACUGGCGGUCACAGUGAAAACUUGCUCGGCGGCAUCGGUCACUACUUCCAAGCUGAGAACGACACUUAGAGCAAAAACGACUACAGCUCUUUCGACAAGUGGGCCAUGCUGUCCAUCGUUGCAAUCGGAGCUGGACCGUCUCACAGCCGAGAUAGCAGCAUUACAGCAAGAACUAAUAGGCUUGCAAGACGAAGUUGAUAAAGUUGAAACCACGGUAAACUAUAAAGACGCGAAACAAUCAUGUGACGAGUUCAAAAAGAUGAAACUUUCGUCCGGUUAUUACGAUAUUGAUCCAGAUGGUUCCGAUGGUGAAAUGGCUCCGUUCGAGGUUUAUUGUGAUAUGGACUCGGAUCCUGACUGGGCAACUACUAUGUUUGCCCAUGAUUCUGAAGAUCGUACACUUGUUACUGGAUGUCAGAAUCCGGGUUGUUACUCGCGAGAUGUGAAGUAUCAACAAUCUUGGAGUCAGAUAGAAGCAGUGAUGUCUACAUCUGAAAGUUGCCAACAAUAUCUCUCGUACGAAUGCCUUGGAUCAGCAUUAUUCGGAUUUGCUGAUUUUGCUUGGUGGGUUUCAAGAGACGGUGCAAAUCAAUAUUACUGGCCCGGAGCUGAUCCAGGAAGCAAAAUGUGCGCAUGUGGCAUGAAUGGAAAUUGCAAUGGAACAUCAACCACUUGCAACUGUGAUAACAACGACUUUGAGUGGAGACAGGAUGAUGGAUAUUUCAAAAAUAAAGCAAAACUCCCAGUGAUGCAAGUGAAUUUUGGCGACGUUUUGGGAGUCGACGAACGUGGAUAUUUUACGCUCGGAAAACUAGAAUGCAAAGGAAAAGCAAGCAUUACAAACUGCGCUGGUUUAAAACGUAGUGGAUAUCCGUCGGGCUAUUACAACAUCGAACCAAACGCAAACGUAGACCCGUUUAACGUCUAUUGUGACAUGGAUUCUUAUCCGGGAACAGGUAUUACCGAGAUAAGUCACAAUAAACCUAGUGGCAGCUUGUCUUACUACAGCAAUACCAGCGUUGAUGUAUCCUACAAUAACGCUACAAUGGAUCAAAUAGAGGCUUUGAUAAAUUCGUCCGAAAACUGUGAACAAUAUAUCAGUUGGCGAUGCUACAGAACAGGAAUGUUCAGCAAUGGACAUACUUGGUGGCUUUCUCGCGAUGGAGAAAAAAUGACAUACUGGGGAGGAGCGAGACCUGAUCACGAUGGAUACUGCGGCUGUGGCGAGAUCGGAACGUGUUUACCUGGAUACUCAUACAAAUGCAACUGUGAUAAUUACAACGAUGGAACGACAAGAGUAGAUGCUGGUUAUCUCUACGACAAAAGUACUCUUCCAGUAACCCAUAUGCAAUUUGCAAUGGAUUAUCACUACUACUACGGCUAUGGCAGCAGUGAAGGAUAUUACGAGUUGGGAAAUUUGCGGUGUUACUGAUGACAUUUUUGAAGUUCUAAAUACCGAAAAUGAUUUAAAACGUAAACCUCAUUUGAUAGUUGAUAAUAAUUUGAAAUAAUUUUUCGAGCGGUUAAAAACUGCAUAUUGAC
This is a messenger RNA of Styela clava, 1692 nucleotides long. The record is from RefSeq and is a predicted model, not a curated record. Lineage: Eukaryota; Metazoa; Chordata; Ascidiacea; Stolidobranchia; Styelidae.